Molecule: messenger RNA, 1509 nt
Organism: Durusdinium trenchii
Lineage: Eukaryota; Dinophyceae; Suessiales; Symbiodiniaceae
Source: the annotation of a GenBank genome assembly
AUGGCUCGGAACAGGGACACGGCUUCACUUCGCAGCCGAGAAGCUGCGAGCGAUGAAGAUCCGAUGGCCUCCAGGGAUUCCCAGCACGGCGGAGAUCGUCUUGGUGACCCGCGGCUGGGGAAAACUCUUCACCGGUCUCUUCAUCUUCUUGGCUCCUGGCCGUUUGAUCCGCCCUGUACGACAGCUACGCACCCAGAAGAUCGAAUGGAUCGGCCCUAUGGAGCAGCCGCCCGGAAGAGGCUCUUCCUGAACGUCUCCGUGCUCCGUGAUCUCGAGGAUUUUUUGCAUGGCACUUGGUCUCCAUCUCCGCAAGGCCGAAAUCGGCUCCGCAUCCUCGCGUGGCUCGCGGUUGCAGGAGCCGAUGAACUUCCAGAGCAGCUGCCCUUGCGCUUUACUCACGAGGAGCUGGAGCCCACAGAACUCUUUUCCACCCUGGCAGCUUUGACGCCCUUCUCGAACCACAACCAGAGUCCUCGAAAUAUGUAUCAGUGUCAGAUGUUGAAGCAGACAAUGGCUACGCCUUACCACAAUCACGAGUUCCGCCCGGAUAACAAGGUCUUCCGCAUCUAUUGCCCUCAGAGCCCAUUGGUGCGAACCCAGAUGUACGACCAAGUGCAUUGCGACGAGCACCCCAUCGGCACCAACGCGGUCGUGGCCGUGAUCACCUACACAGGCUACGACAUGGAGGAUGCCAUGAUCAUCAACAAGCAAUCCUACGAGCGCGGCUUCGGACACGGCAUCGUCUACAAGACCAAGGUCCUCGACGCAGCGGCGCCUGGGACGCACGAAAGACUUCAGCUGGUGAUGACCGUGGUCCGCUUCGAGCUGUUCCAGCCGAUCUCAUUGUGGACGCACGCAUGGAUCUACUCAACUUCCAAGUUGGAGGCCCAGUGCAAGAUUGCUCCGGAUUUGGAGUCGGAUGGCUUUCCCCCCAUCGGUGCCUAUCUCACUGAAGGCUGCUCAUUGUACUGCGUGGUGAACUGUCGUGGAGGCCACACCCUCACCAAGUACAAGGAUGAUGAACCUUGCUAUGUGGAGCAGGACAUGCCCUGGAGUGAGAGCGGCCUCACGCCGGACAUCCUCUUCAACCCACACGGCUUCCCCUCCCGCAUGACGAUUGGGAUGCUCAUCGAGAGCAUCGCAGGCAAGACGGCGGCGCUGGAAGCGAAGAAGACGGCGGACGCCACGACCUUUCGAGAGUGCCCCCGGAGUAGGUCAGAGCAGCCCAUAUCGCACCAGUCAUUUUUCGAUGUUUGCCUGGCCCCAGGCCCCACGGCUGCGGAGUAUUUCGGUCAGACACUGAAGAAGCACGGCUACAAGCGCUUGGGCACGGAGCGGAUGUACUCGGGCAUUCACGGCACUGAGAUCGAGACCGACAUCUUCAUUGGCGUCGUCUAUUACCAGCGCCUUCGGCAUUUGGUCAUGGACAAGGCGCAGGUGAGAUCGCGAGGACGCUUGGACGGGAUGAGUUCGACCGGGGAACCACUGAAAACUGAGGGCACCCACUGA